Molecule: messenger RNA, 3685 nt
Organism: Hemicordylus capensis (graceful crag lizard)
Lineage: Eukaryota; Metazoa; Chordata; Lepidosauria; Squamata; Cordylidae
Gene: NFE2L2
Product: NFE2 like bZIP transcription factor 2
Exons: 5
Coding region: 589-2760 (723 amino acids)
Biological process (GO): cellular response to oxidative stress; regulation of transcription by RNA polymerase II
Cellular component (GO): nucleus
Molecular function (GO): DNA-binding transcription factor activity, RNA polymerase II-specific; RNA polymerase II cis-regulatory region sequence-specific DNA binding
Source: RefSeq, a predicted model, not a curated record
AAAAUACAUUCUUGUUGUCUAUUAUAACCCUAAUACAUAUUUAGCGAUGUAGGUUUCAUUUUUAGAAGGUAGGUACACUCUAUAAUAGGUACAGGCAAACCACGUUACUCGUAGAUUCUAUAUCCAUGGUUUCGUGUAUUCGCGGAUGUCUAAUUGACACCCAGUUUCAUUAUCCGCAGAUACAAAAGGGUUAAAAACCCAUGUAUCAGCGGUUCCUAGAGGGCAGGAAAUGAUUGUGAAGGUCACUUCUGGCUCUCAUUUUGCCAGGUGGAGCCAUUUUGUGGCUUAUUUCUUAAAAAACAAAACAUUUUCCCCACAAUUUGGGUGGCAUUUUGCAGAUGGGGCAUUCCUGAGCACAUGGGAGAACAGUUCAGUAAACAGUUUUAAUUAUUUUUGUGGGUUUUUUUUUUGCUGGUGUGGGGUUUGGUUUUUUUGUGGGGGUUUUUGCGUGUUUUCCCAUCCUUUGAGUCCAUUCUGGAACCAAACCCCACCUUUCCCCAUAGGCAUAAUCCCUCAUUACUCAUGGUAAUAGGCGGGGAACAGAGCCCCCCAUGAGUAACAAUGUUUGCCUGUACACACUUCUCAUAAAUGCUGUUUCAUUCAGGCAACAAGGCCCUGCAUUUUGUUGUUGCACUGUUUUACAUGCAUGCCUUUAUUACCCUCAGGUACAGGAACUUCAUUAAAAUAUUCUCAAAUGGGGUUUCUUUUACAGCCUGCUGCCAUGAUAAGUGUUUCCCUUCUAUAAUGGAGGAUACACUCGGAAAGAGUUUCUCAGGACUGCAUGAAUAUGUUCUGUUAACUUUUGGUUUCACUUUCUAUUCCCAUCCCCAUCCCAUGCAUUUAUAUCCAGACUCGUCCUUGCUCAGAUCUACUCCAUCCCUGCAAAUCCUCUAUUCAUUCAUUGACCUUCUUUGUCUUUGCACUGGGGAUGGGAAGCAAGGGCUUGACUCUGUGUGUGUGCUGCAUGUACACCACCUGCAGAACAGGACCGAUCAGGACAGAAACCUGAUUGACAUUCUCUGGAGGCAAGAUAUAGAUCUUGGAGCAAGGCGUGAAGUUUUUGAUUUUAGCCAAAGACAAAAAGAGUAUGAGUUCGAGAAGCAAAAGAAACUUGAAAGAGAGAGACAAGAACAGCUCCAGAAAGACCAAGAAAAAGCUUUUCUAGCUCAGCUACAGCUAGAUGAGGAAACAGGUGAAUUUGUUCCUAUUCAGCCUGUUCAAGCCAUUGAUUCAGGAAGCACUGACUUAUCCAGUAGCUAUUCACAGAACGUACAUGUUUCCAAACAAGAUGCAGAUGACUUCUCCUUUGAUGACUGUAUGCAGCUUUUGGCAGAAACAUUCUUGUUUGUAGAUGACAAUGAGGCUUCCUCGACUGAAUUUCAGCAAGUGGCAUCUUCCGAGAUAGAUAGCAACCAAGCCUUUGUUGAUUCUAAUCAGAUACAGCGACUUGAUCCAUCUAUCUUGCAGCCUGCCAUCAUUCCAGAGUCAAUAGCUGCUGAUGGUGAGAGCACACAAGACAUAGAACAAGUGUGGGAAGAACUACUGUCUAUUCCAGAGCUACAGUGUCUCAACAUUCAAAAUGACGACCUGGCUGAAGUAACCAUAAACACGUGCUCAGAAAACUCACCACUACAGGCUGACAUUAACUUUACCUUCUAUGAUUCGUUACCUGCUAUGGAGAAAGAAGUUGCUAACUGCAGUCCAGAAUUCUUGAACCCUCUGGGGGCUUCCUAUUCCAGCAUUCUGUUGCCAGAAGAUCAUAAUCAAAAUAGCUCAUCGUCCACUGAUUUCUGUGAGGAUUUCUGCUCCUCCUUUAUUGAUGUAAAGACAAACAGCAACAUGUCUCCACCACCCCCAAGUUUGAUGGAUCCGGCUCUUGCUGGCUUUUUAAAUGAACCAAUCGAUCUCUCAGAUUUUGCUCAGUGCAAAGCUUUUAGCCAUGACCUUGCAGGAAAUGCCCUGGAAUGUAAUGACUCUGACUCUGGUAUUUCACUGAACACAAGUCCAAGUACAGCCUCUCCAGCACAUUCUAUUGAGUCAUCUUCUGUCUACAGAGAUGCAGGCUUUGGUCACAGUGAUUCUGAAAUGGAAGAAAUGGAUAGUGCCCCUGAUAGUGUGCAACAAAGCAAUGCUAAAAUGCAUUUGUUUCAGUUACAUGCUCUGGCCUCUCCUUCUCUUGGACAAAGUACCCAAGAGACCGAUUCACAACUUACAGGUACUCCCAAAAAAGAGUUGCCUGCAAGCCCUGUUCAUGUCAAAGCUCCAUUUAUGAAAGACAAAUCCUACAGCCAGCUUGAUGCUCAUUUCAGCAGAGAUGAGCUUAGAGCAAAAGCUCUGCAUAUCCCUUUCCCUGUCGAAGAAAUCAUCAACCUCCCUGUGGAUGACUUCAAUGAAAUGAUGUCUAAGGAGCAGUUCAAUGAGGCCCAGCUCUCUCUUAUUCGUGACAUACGCAGACGGGGCAAGAACAAAGUGGCUGCUCAGAACUGCCGGAAAAGGAAACUGGAAAAUAUAGUGGAGUUGGAGCAUGACUUGGGUUACCUUAAGGACGAGAGAGAGAAGCUCCUUAAAGAGAAAGGUGAAAAUAACAAAAGCCUGCAUCUGCUGAAAAAGCAGCUGAGCACCCUCUACCUUGAGGUCUUCAACAUGCUCCGGGAUGAAAACGGCAAACCUUAUUCACCUAAUGAUUACUCACUGCAGCAAACCAGAGAUGGCAGCAUCUUCCUCAUUCCCAAGAGCAAGAAGCCAGAGACUAAAUUUUGAAGCUCAGGGAAGCUGGUGUUCUCAGAGCUCAUAUUUUUCAUUAGUAGGUCUUUCUGUAAUGCAAGAUGCAUAAUUUGUCCUAUUUUCAAGUAAAUUUACAGAGCCCUCCCUCUUUCUCAAGUAUAUAUGAAGGUACUUAAAAUCAUUAGUGUGAAAGAAGUGUAAUACUAGUUUCUCUUUUUAUAUAGCAACUUGACAACUUUCUGUUCUAGUGUAUAUAUUCCAAGAUCUCUUAUUUAUAUACAGUUCUUAUAGUUUGUUAUACUCAAGUGUACCAAGCGUGAUUUAAGACUGGUAAUCCUACUUACUUUCAAGACCAAUCUUAUGUCUUCAUAGAUUUUAUAAAUGGAAAGUUUGCAGUUUCUUAAAUUUUUACUUGCUUUGCUUUAUUAUAAAAGCUUGACUGUAGUGUAAACACACAAAGUAACAUUAGGCACAAUCCAGCCAAAAUUAAGCACUUUGAAGGCCCGUUAUUUUUAACAAAAGAACUAAAACACAGAGUAGCAUCCAGUGAUGCUUAUGGAAGGACCUUUUGGUGCUCCUCAAUGUUGUGCUGCUGCUAGCAGAAGAGGAACCACCACCCCAAUGCCUAUUGCUCAAGGAAUUCCCUAUUCAUACAUAAUGGGCUUGUACAAAAGGUUUCACAAUUGUAAUACUGCAAUAGCAUAAGGACUAGGUUGGCACAUAAGUGAUUUUCUUUGAAAUGGCAUAAGCUUUUGUCCUUAGAAUAGUGCAGCACCAUUUAGCAAGGCUAGUCUGAUUGCUACACAUGCUCUCUCCCACUGAAACCAAUGGAGCUUCGAGGUGCUUAACUUUGCUGGGAUUGCAUCCUUAAUUUUUAAUGUCUUGCAUACAAGUGUAUGCAUUAAGUGAUACUAAUCUUUAGAUUUUGUACUUUUAAAAUAAAAUGCAUAUAUUCUGUCUA